UGGCCCCACUCACCUCGCGUGUCCGCUGGUCCCUCUCCCCUGCGGCACCGUCCGCCUCGGGGCGGCCCCGGGACCCGCCGGAGGCGGGCAGGAGGCGGGCGAGCGGGGCUGCAACUUCACGCUCCUCACUUGUGACCGCUCGCGCCCGGGAGCCGGAGGGGCAGGGCGGAGAGGGGCGGAGGGGAGCGGAGAGGCGAGCGCCGGAGUCCCCGCCGAGCCGGAGCCCGCGGCGCACGGAGGCGGGAGUCGCCCAGCCGUCCCGCCGCUGCGACCGCCGCCCCGCCGCCGCGGAGGCUCCUGUGCCCGGCCGCCGGCGCCCCGAGCUCGGCUGGUCGGGAUCCGCGCCCCGGUCGCUGCGCCCUCGCCGCCGCCGCCGCCUCCGCCCUCGCGGAGCCGAGCCCGCGCGCGCCCGGCCGCCGUCUCCCCGCCUCUCCCGCCUCUGCCUCCUCCUCGCGGCUCGGGGGCGGCUGCGGGCGGCGGGGAGCCGGGGCGCCGGGGUCCGGACUCGCAGCCCCGGAGGCGGCGGAGGCGAGCGGACCCCUCCGGACGCCCCCGCCCGCUGCCCGCCGGCCCCGGCCCUGCGCGGCGGCGCCCGGGUGCGGGGCUGCCAGACCCUCGCCCAGCGCCGAGCCCCGCGCGCGGCCGCCCGGUCAUGCUGCCCAAAGUGGAGACGGAGGCGCUGGGACUGGCGCGGUCGCAUGGGGACCAGGGGCAGAUGCCGGACGCCAUGCAAGUGUCUCAGUUUAAGAUGGUGAAUUACUCCUACGACGAGGACCUGGAGGAGCUGUGCCCCGUCUGCGGAGACAAAGUGUCCGGCUACCACUACGGGCUGCUCACCUGUGAGAGCUGCAAGGGGUUUUUUAAGCGGACGGUCCAGAACAACAAGAGGUACACGUGUAUCGAGAACCAGAGCUGUCAGAUUGACAAAACCCAGAGGAAGCGCUGUCCCUACUGUCGGUUCCAGAAAUGCCUUAGCGUGGGGAUGAAGCUGGAAGCGGUCAGGGCCGACCGGAUGCGCGGAGGGAGGAAUAAAUUCGGGCCCAUGUACAAGCGGGACCGCGCCCUGAAGCAGCAGAAGAAGGCCCUCAUCCGCGCGAACGGACUGAAGCUGGAGGCCAUGUCCCAGGUGAUCCAGGCGAUGCCCCCUGAGCUGAGCAUCACCUCCGCCAUCCAGAACAUGCACUCGGCCUCCAAGGGCCUCCCCCUGAGCCACGCCGCCCUGCCGCCCACGGACUACGACCGGAGCCCCUUCGUCACCUCCCCCAUCAGCAUGGCCAUGCCCCCGCCCCACGGCAGCAGCCUGCCAGGCUACCAGCCCUACGGCCCCUUCCCCAGCCGGGCCAUCAAAUCUGAGUACCCCGACCCCUACACCAGCUCGCCCGAGUCCCUCAUGGGCUACCCCUACAUGGACGGCUACCAGACCAGCUCCCCGGCCAGCGUCCCGCACCUGAUCCUGGAACUGCUCAAGUGCGAGCCCGACGAGCCGCAGGUCCAGGCCAAGAUCAUGGCGUACCUGCAGCAGGAGCAGGCCAGCCGGGGCAAGCAUGAAAAGCUGAGCACCUUCGGGCUCAUGUGCAAGAUGGCAGACCAGACGCUCUUCUCCAUCGUCGAGUGGGCCCGGAGCAGCGUCUUCUUCCGGGAGCUUAAGGUGGACGACCAGAUGAAGCUGCUGCAGAACUGCUGGAGUGAGCUGCUCAUCCUGGACCACCUCUUCCGGCAGGUGGUCCACGGCAAGGACGGCUGCAUCGCCCUGGUCACCGGGCAGCAGGUGGACUACUCCAUCAUCGCGGCGCAGGCCGGGGCCACGCUGGGCAGCCUCAUGGGCCACGCCCAGGACCUCGUGGCCAAGCUGCGCUCCCUGCAGUUCGACCAGCGGGAGUUCGUGUGUCUGAAGUUCCUGGUUCUCUUCAGUUUAGAUGUGAAAAGCCUGGAGAACUUGCAGCUGGUGGAGGGGGUGCAGGAGCAGGUGCACGCGGCGCUGCUGGACUACACGGUGUGCAACUACCCGCAGCAGGCGGAGAAGUUCGGCCAGCUGCUGCUGCGGCUGCCGGAGAUCCGGGCGCUCAGCCUGCAGGCCGAGGAGUACCUGUACUACAAGCACCUCAACGGCGACGUGCCCUACAACAACCUGCUCAUCGAGAUGCUGCACGCCAAGCGGGCCUGAGCGCGGCCGGGGGGCGCGGCCGGGGGCCCCCGCUUUCCGGACGGAGCGAGGCGGGUGUGGGGAGGGGAGAGCGGACGGGAACGAGGAGGGAGAGCUGCUCCACGCCCCCCCCCCAGGAGAGCCGUGGGGGGAAGGGACCGCGUCUGGGAGAGGGCACCCUCGUCCCGGGCCGGACGGCAGCUGAAGGCUGCAUCGGGGUCCUUGUGUUGGAAACUGUGAACCCGGAGCUCCGCGGCCUGAGAGACGCGGGCGGGACUCCCCUUCGGACGCGGGCCCCACGGCAGAGCGACCUCGGACCGAACGAUUCUCGUAUUUCACACCGAUCUCCGCGGUGGAGGGACUGCCCGGCGGCGGGCACUGGGCGCGCUGGGCGGGGGUCGGAGGCUACAGCAUCCCGGCCGGCCCCGCCCACCUGAGACAGCUCCCCAAAGCCUAUCGGCUGCACCUGGACGGUCCCUCCUCUCCCCGGCAAGAACCCAGCACCUUCUGUCCUGCGAUCCAUCCAUCCAUCCAUCCACCCGUCCAUCGAGGAAUCUAUGCUAAGGCCCCAGCCACGCCCACUGGCCGCUCCCCGAACCCUGACAACGCUCAGACCUCCGUGUCUGAGACCUGCCCGCAGCGCGUGAGAACCGUCUGUGAACCGGUCGGCCGGCCAUGCCCCGCGCAUUCUGGCUGGUCUGGUCUUGUGCUCACAAUGUUACAAAAAAGGAGAAAAGAAAGAAAGAGCUGGCAGUAUCCGCUCUCUCUCCCGCGCCGAUCGGCGCACGAAUGGCCAGGAAGGGAAGUGGCUACAAAGUGUCAAAGCCGAGGUCGCCUGGACCCCAUGGCGGUACUGGUACUGCGCUGCGGCGUCGGCAACGGUCCGGUUUCAUGUAAAAAAAAAAAAAAAAAUUCUGGCCCGAAGGCCCGUCCGCACACGUCCGUCUGCGUGAGCUUCCACGCUUGCGGCCCAUUUAAAAAUUAAACUCGCCACCAUCCCGCCCGGGGCGCCUCCUCGUCGUGGCCGGGAGACGUUGAAGGCAGACGGGGGCAGCGAAAGCUACGCACACGGGAAAGGCUGGACAAGCCCAUAAAUGGACCGAACCCCGAAUGGAGACGUGAUUUUUUUUUUUUCUUUUUUUUUACAUGUGGCUGGAAAUCUAUUCGAGGGAUUGAGAUCUUCCCCAAAAGGGAGACGAAGAGAGGGGUGGCUGACCAUCCGAGUCACGGGCCAAAGUUUGCAGAACAAAUAUUGGGGGGGGGGGAAGACGGGGGGCGGGGACGUGCCAAGCGAUCGCCCCCGACAUCGCCAUCAGUGUUACCAGCACGCAAUUGCCAUGGGUCCCAUCGUCUUGCCUUAUCUCGCAACUCUGAGAGGUUCGCCGUGCGGAUGCGAAUCACCUUUACAAUAAAGUAUUAUUACUACGUGAAAAGUCCAAGAACGUACAGUGUUUACAUUCUUUA
This is a messenger RNA of Myotis myotis, 3607 nucleotides long. It is a transcript of the gene NR5A2, whose product is annotated as nuclear receptor subfamily 5 group A member 2. Gene Ontology annotation, biological process: tissue development; hormone-mediated signaling pathway; regulation of transcription by RNA polymerase II. Gene Ontology annotation, molecular function: RNA polymerase II cis-regulatory region sequence-specific DNA binding; nuclear receptor activity; zinc ion binding. Bases 653 to 2164 code for a protein of 503 amino acids. The record is from RefSeq and is a predicted model, not a curated record. Lineage: Eukaryota; Metazoa; Chordata; Mammalia; Chiroptera; Vespertilionidae. Gene Ontology annotation, cellular component: RNA polymerase II transcription regulator complex. The transcript has 7 exons.